CAGUGUCAAAAAUAUGAGGUUUCACCGCAGGGAAACUGGUACGGGAGGGUGCCAAUGGCCCAGGUCUCCUUCCCACUCUUUUAAACUGGGCCAAGGGUGCAGACCUCAUAGUGGCAUUGAUCAUGGACCUCUUGAUCAGCCGCCCAAGGAAUCCUGAAUCGACAGAGAGCAAAAGAAGAGCUUUCUUCUGGAUACCGAAGAAAUCCAAGAACUCGGAGAACUCAGAGAAACAACCCCUGCUGCCAACGAGAAACACCAUAUUGAUGCUGCUAUGUCUUUUGUCUUUAUGUUGGUCGCCGGUGGGGGGUGUUCACUUGAUCCAACAACCUGGGAAUCUGUGGGUUACUUGGGCGAAACAAACAGGCAGGACAGAUUUUUGUCUUAGCCUGCAAUCAACUACCUCAGCAUUUCAAACAUGCUUAAUUGGGAUUCCUGUAUGGGGAAACUCCUCUGAGUUACAGGGAUACUUAAGACCAUAUAAUUCCAUCCAGGAUCCAUGCAGAAAAUUCUGUGCAUCAACAGCUAUUAACAUCACACUCAGAGGUUUAGGGAAUAACACUGUAAUCCUUGCCAGCAAAAGGACGGCAUGUGUCAUUUGCACACUGAAUGUCACUCUCCCCUGGGACCCCCAAGAGCUGCAGAUAUUGGGAUCACAACAGGCACCCAAUGACACAUGGGAUAAAAAGGGAGGCUAUUGGUGGUCUCCUAAAUGUAUUGGCUUUGCAAGACUUAACCACGAGAGGAGCCAUUCAAAUAUUUUAGACCUUCUCACACCUCAAGGUCCUUAUUGGAAUGCACAGAAAAAUAGGUCAGAUCCAUUCACUCUCAUUUAUCCACACAAUACAGAGCAAUUUACUUGGGGAGGGUCAUAUUGUGGCUUCCUUCCAAAUAUAUCCACACCAAGGGGAAAUAGCAGUUAUUGUCCGCCUGAACAUUGGGUGAGUAACCCUGGUAUCAUUAAUGUGUCGAGGCCUGAUGGCUCUCAACGGGGAAUAGAUUGCGAUCUCAGCAGCGAGUAUGCAAAAGGCUGCUGUUUUGAACCCAGGGCGAAAGGACAGGGAUCAGAAAAAUACAUCUGGAACAACUCCACUGCGAAGGCACUGCCACCAGGUAUAUUCUUGAUUUGUGGUGACCGUGCAUGGCAAGGGAUACCAGCAAAUGCAGUGGGAGGGCCUUGUUAUCUGGGAUGGUUAACUAUCUUGUCCCCACAUGCCCUCGAGUGGGUGCGCUUGACCGGAAACAUGACUAAAUCUCAGAAGAAACAGAGCAUUCAUGCGCUGGCGUCGGACUGCGGUGACAAAGUUCGCCUUUGGGAACCAACAGCGUGGAUCUUUUCAUCUAUUUUUACCCCAGGAGUUGCCGCAGCGCAAGCACUGAAAGAGAUAGAAAGGUUCGUAAAACAGGCCAAUAUGACUUCUGCACUGCUGAGUGAACCACUCGUAGACAUUGACAGUAUUAGGCAUGCUAUGCUUCAAAACAGAGCAGCGAUUGACUUCUUGCUUCUUGCACAGGGUCAUGGUUGCAAAGACUUUGAAGGGAUGUGUUGUUUUAACUUGAGUGAUCAUAGUGAGUCGUUGCACAAGAAGUUGGAGUGCUUGAAAGAACACACCAGGAGGAUUGGCAUCCAGGAUGGGCCUUCUGGGAACUGGUUGGAGGGUUGGUUUGGUGGUAUUGCACCAUGGUUCAAGCAAUUGCUUAAGGUAGUGCUGAUAGGGCUUCUCAUAUUCCUCGCAUUUAUGGCUUGUGUGCCGUGUGUGUUUCAAUGCUUGCUAGGUUGCUUGCAACAUAUGGCUGAAAAAUGAUUUAUACACAAAUAGAAUAUAUACAGUUUAUAGAUUUAAUACUUUUAUAGGUUUAUAAGGUUACAAGUUUAUAGGUCUAUAGGUUUAUAGGUUUAUAUUGUUGCGUAUUGUAACGGGUUAAGCUUUCUUAGCAUGGGAAGGGGGAAAUGUUGUAUUAGGCGAAAUACGGGGAUCUUAUCGAGAUGUGACGUGACAGGCCCUCUCCCAUAUUCUGGAAGAAUCUUACUGACGUGUAAUACAGUGGGAGUAGACGAAAUGGACGUAGGUUAUAUAAGGUCAUGUAUGCUUCAAUAAAUCGCCAUUUUACCACCCUA
This is a messenger RNA of Coturnix japonica (Japanese quail), 2116 nucleotides long. Lineage: Eukaryota; Metazoa; Chordata; Aves; Galliformes; Phasianidae. The record is from RefSeq and is a predicted model, not a curated record.